CCCUUAGGUUACCUCCGCCUCCUUGUCUACCCCGCAUUUCCCUAUUCUGUGAAGCCGAGGAACAUCAAAUACGGUCCUGACCCAGCCUUCAGUAAAACUGUACCUGACUGAUUUGAGACGAGCACCAGCUUUCAAGUGCACCCCCUAGACCUACUUAUCCUAUUUAAUACUUGACAAAUUAUUGACCUCUUGUGUGACGCAAGCACGUGUGAUUGUGGCAAGGAAUGCGCGACCCCGGACAGGGGCUGACUCAGGGGGAGUGACUCUCUCCGCCUCAGGCACAGGACGCCCGACAAUCACAAAGGGACUCGACUGAGGCUCCCGUUUCCAACUCCUCUCGCCGAAUCUGACUCGGAAAAGCGACGCUGUCCUGGCUUUCUGCGCGCACCCGGAGGAUUUGAGUCGGAUUUACCGCUCCUUGAUGAAUGUUCGGGUCGGCAGAUCUUCUCGGCCAAUUUCACAGACACACCCACAGGGCCACAGCCGACUAGUGCCAGCGGGUGCUCCGUAGACCAUCCCUCCUCAGUGGUUCGCACUGCUUACCCUUUCUUGCAACCUCCUCUCGACUCAGCGUUACUUGUGUGUGCAUCUCGUGCCUUCGAAAGGCGAGUCACGACUCGCGACGCACUGGCAACUCGUGCUACCCUCCCCGAAUUCCCGCGGCGGGUCUCGUGCAACGGCCCAACGGGGGACGUGUGUACCCCGCCAAUCCCUGCAUCGGCGCGGCAGCUCGCUGCUACACUCAGGAUGGUGUUUUGCGGCAAACCAAGUAAAGGCUGCGGCGAGUGCCGAUCUCGCAAGAUCCGGUGCGAUCAAGGCCGCCCGACAUGCUCUCAGUGCGCCAAGGGGAACCGGGCCUGCCCCGGCUACCGAGACGAACUGUCUCUGAUGUUCCGUGAUGAAAGUCAACAGGUUGUGAGAAAGGCCAAAACCGGUUCGUCGGGGCGGCGGAACAAGAAACCCGCUGCUGCAGGUGCAGCAUCCAAGAAAUCGUCCCCGCGCGGCGGCGGCGGCAGCAGCAGCAGCACUAAUAGUCCCGUUGCUUCCUCCUCGUCUGUGGGGAAGGAAAGCCCGUCGGUGGUGUCGACCUCGUCGCCAUCGAUCAACUUUGGCAGUGAAUUUGCGGACCUGACUGAGUUCGAAGAGGUGCAGCUGAUCAAUAGGGAGCAGUUGCUACAGCAAGACCUUGUCUAUACGCCAUGGAAGGUGCAACCGUCAUGGCAGCUGACUGUAGAUGAGGCCGUCAACUAUUUUCUCCGUCACAAUGUGUGGCCGGGGGCGAUCUUUAUGAUGAACUUUGAGCCCAAGUCGCCAGGACAUCCGAGCGCCACGCUUAGCGAGCAAGCUCAAAUGGCGGCGCUUGUUUCUGUGGGGACUGCGAUGCUCUCGCGGGUCCGGCGAUCCAAGGAUUUGGAGAUUGCGGCUGAGCGCGAGUAUGGGCAUGCAUUGUCGCUGCUCACACGUGCUGUCUGCAAUGAGGAGCAAUCACGGACAAAUUCAACGUUGUCGGCGGUGUUGUUGUUGGCUAUUUUUGAGGUAAUUACCAGUCGUUCGAUAAUGAGUAUCGAGAAAUGGACAAAUCAUAUAUAUGGAGCUGCCACUUUAUUAGAGCUACGAGGCCCGGAACAUCUACAAAGCGAGGAAGGGCUCAAGCUGUUUGUGCAGCUGAGGUUUCAGAUUAUCACCAGCUGCCUUCAACGAGGAAUGCGCGUGCCAAAAUCAUUAUUAGAGUGUACAAAGAUUGCCAUGUAUCUCCGACCGCAGAUAGACGCCUACUGCGAUCGCUUGAUAUGCAUCGCUGGAAAACUGUCCAACCUACGGGCGGAUAUCCGCGGAGGAGUCAUCAAAGAUGCCAACGAAGUAUUAUCUGCUGCGUAUGGCUUAGAAGCAGAGCUUCUAGCAUGGGUUGCAGCUGGUCCGCCUGAAUUUCUUUACACCACAUACGAGUGCUCGUCCGUCGAGCAAUGGGUAAGGAUGUUUGGAAACAAGCCCUUUCCGUACAACAACCAGUACCACGUCUACCGAGACCUUUGGAUCUGUCACACCUGGAAUCAGUACCGGUGCGCUCGGAUCGUCGUCUGCGAAAUCAUCCUCAGCUGCCUCCGCCGACUUUCGGCCGUGUCACCAACCAUGGGCAUGUCCAAAGAGCUCCAGAACCACUGCGCCCGGAUCCGCAAUGUCACACGCGAACUAGCCGGCGACAUUUGCGCUAGCGCCGCAUACCAUCUUGGAGUAGAGGGCUCUCCUGCAACAGCCGCGUUCACCGUGCCUACAAACUAUUGCUACGUCGGCGGCAUGCUCCUCCUUUGGCCACUGACAUUGGCCGGAGGUACAGAGCCAAAGGAUCAUCCACUUCGAGAGUGGACCCGAGACUGCCUGCGGCUCAUCGGACACAGUAUUGGCAUCGACCAGGCUCUGGCGCUUAUCGACGUUCUAGAACAGGAAGCGGGGGUGUUUGAGGGGUUGGAUGAGUCUGAGUCUGGGAUCGCGUUCCGCCCGACUGCCGACGCGAGCGUUCAUAACAAGGUAUUGGUUGGAACAUGGAGCGUGUGAUGUUCAAGUCCACCUUGUUGGUCUCGCGGUUACACUGGAAAGAGAAGAGGGCUGUGUUUUGGUUUACCAUGGAUCGGAAAUGGGGUUCUGGCGUAAUAUUGAGAGAGUAUCUAGUUUUGGCGUCCGGUAUAUCCCCGGGAAGUCACAUUCAUUAUCAUUUGCACGGUGUCAAGGUUGAAUUCAAAUCUAAUAUUUGCUAAAGUGAUUGCCACAAGGCUGUUUUGUUGUCUUGUAGGGCGCU
Molecule: messenger RNA, 2794 nt
Organism: Aspergillus calidoustus
Lineage: Eukaryota; Fungi; Ascomycota; Eurotiomycetes; Eurotiales; Aspergillaceae
Source: the annotation of a GenBank genome assembly